UAACACAAAAUAUUUAAGGUCUUUCCUUCUCCCACUACCUGUCUCUGUCUCUGUCAUCACUUAUCUCUCUUAUGCACUAAGCAAUAAGUAAGUGGCAUGGGUAUGAUUGCUGUUUUCAAGUUCUGAAAUUUAUUGACUAUUUUGCUUGUUCUUGGAAUUCCUAUUUCUGGGUUUGUAUUCUUUUUGCAACACCGAAAUGAGUACUGAGGAAAUGCCUGUGAGUGAGGAACAUGAUGCGGCUUCUUGUAGAAGAACAGUUUCUCUUCCAGUUCACAAGGUUGAUGAUCCAAUGGGGAUAACUGAAGAAACCACACAUGUUCCUCCUCGGAAGCGACAGAAUCUUCUCCUAGAAAUACCGUCAAGAACACCAGACGAGUGUUCCAAAGAUUUUGUUGCAGUUAAAAUGCCACUGACACCAAGUCCCACUCCCACACCCAAGAGAGUGAAUUUUCUUGUGAGUUCUCGCUCUGUAGAUGCUCCAACAAAUAAUUCUCCGGGGCCUUCAACAUCAAAAGGCAAAUCAUCUAUAAGAAACCUCCUACCAAAAUUGAGUUUCAGGUAUCGAACACCAUUAGAUAUUGAAAAGUCUACUAGUGGAGCUCCAGAAAUUUCCUCUUCAGGCCAUCGAGAAAAGCCUUCAAUCUCAAGAUCAUUGUCCCUUAGUAAGAUAUUUACUCCUAGGAUUAAGAGAAUGUCAUCAUUACCAGAAGAAGAAAUUGGACAUUCAAACCCAGAAUCUGCUCAUGCCGGAAGUGUUGGUGGUCCUCCAAAUAAAAGAGAGGCCCAGAAGAAGAUAGCUCGCUCUCUUUCAGUGCCUGUCAACAGCAAAGAAAAAAGCAUAAGGAGGAUGGAUUCAUUUUUCCGUGUUGUUCCUUCUACUCCUCGAGUAAAGGAAGGAAAUGAAUUGUUGACCACUUCUCCAACAAAGGAUACUGAAAAUGACGGUUCUAAUGGUGAAGACAUACCUGAAGAAGAGGCAGUAUGUAGAAUCUGUCUGGUUGAUCUAUGUGAAGGAGGUGAGACCUUCAAGUUGGAAUGCAGCUGCAAAGGUGAACUUGCUCUGGCUCACCAAGAAUGUGCUAUUAAAUGGUUUAGUAUCAAGGGUAACAAGACCUGUGAUGUGUGUAAGGAGGAUGUUCGGAACCUACCUGUGACACUAUUACGGAUCCAAAGCAUUCGCAGUCGGAUUACUGGAGCAAAUAGGUUUCAGCAGGAAGAUGGAAAUGGGUUCAGGAUUUGGCAGGAAGUCCCAGUGCUUGUCAUUGUCAGCAUGCUUGCCUAUUUCUGUUUUCUUGAGCAGCUAUUGGUUGAAAAAAUGGGAACCGGUGCAAUUGCCAUAUCUCUUCCAUUUUCCUGUGUACUGGGUCUACUCUCCUCCAUGACAUCAUCAACCAUGGUGAAGAGCAGGUUCAUCUGGAUUUAUGCAUCUGUUCAGUUUGCUCUUGUGGUUCUCUUCGCACAUAUAUUUUACUCCGUGGUUCAUGUGCAAGCAGUUCUGUCAAUUCUUCUUGCAACAUUUGCUGGUUUUGGUGUGGUAAUGAGUGGAAGUUCUAUUCUUGUGGAGUUUUUUAGAUGGAGAAGAAGAUGGCUGGCUUUAUCAGAGCUGCAACAUGGCCCUCAACAGAUGACACAAGCAGGACAAUACCCUCAAACUGUAGACACGCUGCGUUCUGGCCCUCCAAAUCCUAGUCAGCCAGUGUUGCAAAAUCAACAGAACUCAAAUCAGAGCUGAAUGGAUGUUUUUUGUGGCUUCUUUUAACAAGCUAGGGGCAGCAGAUGGUUGUUUUUCAUUCAGGGUUUGGAAGAACUUAAUGUUCAUAGGGAAUAUUACUUUACAUCGACAAGAGACUUCAUUGUACAGCUUAUGUGUAGCACCAGAAUGACUUAGAAUAUAUAGCUUCUCUUGCUAUGGAAUUUCUGAUUCGUUGUUUGUACUGAGCAGUUCAGCACAUUAAAACCAGAAGGCUUGUGACCUUCUUUUUUGUAGUCUUGGGUGAGGGAAACAGUGAUUUUGUUUUUUUGGUCAAAGUGAGAGGGACAAAAUUUGAGAUCAUCAGUUUGUGAGUUUGUCUUUAGAAGUUUUGAUCAUUCAUGGGCCAAUGCCAUGUGUAAUGAAUGAUGGAGGAAACUAAAUGGAGCAUUAUCCUGGAAAGGGGGAUAACCCUCCUCAAGAUUAUGCAAACCUUUGUCUUAAAGUCAUUUGGACUUAAGAAAAAGGUAAUGUAAUAUAAAUUUGCCUCCCUUCAAGUUCAGUUUUCAAGUU
Messenger RNA from Gastrolobium bilobum, 2263 nucleotides. RefSeq lists its product as uncharacterized. Lineage: Eukaryota; Viridiplantae; Streptophyta; Magnoliopsida; Fabales; Fabaceae. The record is from RefSeq and is a predicted model, not a curated record. The transcript has 8 exons. Gene Ontology annotation, molecular function: zinc ion binding. The coding region runs from base 197 to 1732 and encodes 511 amino acids.